Eutrema salsugineum is the source of this 1156-nucleotide messenger RNA. RefSeq lists its product as uncharacterized. The transcript is spliced from 7 exons. Lineage: Eukaryota; Viridiplantae; Streptophyta; Magnoliopsida; Brassicales; Brassicaceae. The record is from RefSeq and is a predicted model, not a curated record. Bases 228 to 989 code for a protein of 253 amino acids.
AAUCAGAUGAAGGCAUUCACAGGCGAAUCGCGCCGGGCCCUGAGGAGAGCGUUCUCAACUUCUCUCUCUCUAUAUACUUCUUCUUCUUCUUCUUCCUUCUCUCUCUGAAUCUGCCGUUACGCGGAAGUUUCUCCACAUGCAUUGUAUACAACACAAGUCUUCAAGCUUCUUCUUCCCCGCUUAAUAACCGCUUCUGAUUUCUCUGUCGUUUCACGAUUCUCUCUGCAAUGGCCGCUACUGGUGAUUUUUUCGAAGGGGGGAAGCAGCAAUUCGCAAGUGUUGCAGAUGGGAACGAUAACGGGAACACACCAGUCAAGUAUCCAAGCUUCAAGGCAACUAAGCCUAGCUUCAGUGAUGGUGGCAAACAUAGCGCCAUAGAUGUUUUUCCUCUUCUUGUCAAGGAGUCUGCAUUUCCUUUGAAUGAAGACUCUGACAUCGAUAAUUCAUUGGUCCAAGACGUGUGUACUAUCUCAGUCCUACCUGAUGAAGGAAGUACAAUCCCGCAAUGCACAUCGCAGUUUACUCUCUUGAGCUUCGUCAAGGCUCUGCUUCCAUCUAAAAAUCAGAUGUUGAUGGAUGCGCAGCUGAAUUGUCAGAAAACGCAGAAUCGCAUCAAUGUGCUACUGGGAGGCACAGAUUCCUACCAGUCAUGCGUUGUGGAUAUAAAUGUCGAGAAAGGGAAUGGUGGUGAGACGGUGACAUCCCAUGACGAAGUUGCUGGAAGUGUGAAAUCUGAGAGUGUACAUAUGCAAAAGGUAUUGCAGAGACAAGCAAGCUUGAGCACUGUUUUUGUUGCAGAUAAAGCUAUCUCCGAGAGAUGCCAUGAUGUACCAACGAAUAGGUGGAGAAGAUACAAGCGUGCUGCUUCAUUUGAUUCAAGGAAAAUCGUCAUCCUAUUCUCCAUCUUAUCAAGCGUGGGAACAUUGAUAUUGAUCUACCUGACACUGAGAGUGAGGCAAAACGGAGAUAGCAGCUUCAAUCAUAUGUAAAACUGUAACAUCUAUUUUGGCAUCUUUCUCCUUCGUUGUCUCUCUUUUGAAAAUCUCUGUCCCUAAACUCGUCUUUUGUUCCGAGUUUCAUAAUGUUGAUAAAGUGGAUACUUUCUUUGUGAAUAGCACUUGCGAAUGCUUGCUUAUUGCUUAAUUCCUACUUAACG